AUGGCCCAGUGUGAAGUUGGUAGUCCGUCUUUUAAUCUUUCUCAGCUUACUGAUUCGGCCUUGGUGUCAAGUAUAUGUAGCCCAUUUAUAGGGAUGGAAAUUAACAAAGAUGCUUUUUGCAUUUCCUUUCUGACGAAGUCGUUGCUUCCUCGCAUUAAGGAUAAGAUAAAAGAGAUCGAUACUGAGUCAUUCAAGUUUAUUCCCGAGAUGGCAAAGCUUACAAUUGAUAAUUUCGGCGAUGAAGGAUUACAAAUCAUCCACACCUCAGUAUUAUCAGAGAUAAUUAAUGCAAUACAUCUUUCCGGAACAAAAUACACAUCUAUUUACAUAGACCUCUAUCGAGAUACGGCAUGCAGAAUUCCAUCUAAAUAUCGCGACCAAUACGUUGCAAAACAGAUCAAAACUCUCGCCGUAUCGAACGAUUACAAGGAUCGUACCCUUGCAGCUACUCUAAUCCCGAUCGUUAGCAACACAGAGCUUGUUGUUGCACAAUUCCAUACUUUGAGCCUCGAUCGUGUCGAUUAUGUCUGCGCAGCCAUCGUCGAUAUUCUUCCUAAGUGCUCACUCGAUGAGAAUGUAGUUAGCUACGUCCUUACAAAUGCUGCUAACGAUAACAGCGAGAUUGUCAAGCAAAGAGUUGCAGAUGUUUUCGGAUGUAUCGCGCCGAAAAAUCUGGAAUUAUUUGCACAGGUAUUAAACGAUGCAAGUGCUGGACGCUUCGCUGUAAGGUCGAUUCCACAAAUUGCCGUUGCGAAUGGAAUUUCGGCUAUCGAAAAUUUAUUCAAAGUUGCAGCAGAUAAUUACCCCGUAGAGUCUGGUGCAGCCUUAUUUGAUAUGGUUAAGGGUGCUUCGAAAGAAGACCAGCCUAUAUUAAUACAAUUUACGAAAAUGUUAAUCAAAAACGUUACUUUUGUAUGGCACUUAUACGAACUUUCCGAAUUGUUCGAAGAUAAGGAGCCAUUUUUCGAGUUCCUUUCACCAGCCAAGGCCAAAGAUUGGAGACUCAGAUACGCAUUACAAAUACAGACACAGAAAUUCAUUCCUAUUUUUGGAGCCCGGCUUCUUAACUACGUUCUCAGAUAUAGCGGCGACCUUGUCGCUAUCAUCAGAGAUGGUUCUGCGCCGCUAUGGGCGGAACUUAUUCCUUACGGUCAAGCCAUAGUAGAUAAAUUAUUAUGGCUUUCUACUAAGGGAUUCAAAGCGAGAAUAAUUGUCACUAAAGCAAUUGUUCUCUACGGAAUUAAGCCAAAAUUUAUGGACCUUGCCAAAAAAUUUGCGGUUGAUCCUGUUUCAAAUGUUAGAUAUUGCCUCGCAUCGCGUCUUGCGGAGCAAAAUGAAAAGGAAUUGUUUCAAGAAUUGUUUGGAAAUAAUAAUGAUCCUGAUAUCAAAGCUCUCAAAAUGUUAUAA
Molecule: messenger RNA, 1407 nt
Organism: Trichomonas vaginalis G3
Lineage: Eukaryota; Parabasalia; Trichomonadida; Trichomonadidae
Exons: 1
Coding region: 1-1407 (468 amino acids)
Source: RefSeq, a predicted model, not a curated record